CACUUGAAAAUCAUCAUCAGUAAGAUGCCCUGGGCAUCUUCAACCACGUCAUUUUGAUUCCCGGUGACAUUUACGGGCUAUAACCGGUCACUCUCUCCUCGAAUUACGUGUCACUCCGCCAUUAGCCCAAAUGGAUCAAUUUAUCCUCUUUUGAGCUAUAAAAGAAACGGCCCAGAGAUCGCCUCCUGACGGCAUCCCCAUGUGCCUGUCGCCGUAACGGAGUCAGGACCACAUGUUCUGUUCAACGCCUUCCAUAACCGUCUCAUCCAAUCUCCACCGUCCGAUCACAUGACAAUUCCACGUUUCCUCUCUCCCUGUCCCCAUAAUACCCCUGCUCUCCAACAAACCACUACUAACUAAUUAACACCCCCCCCCCUUCUUUCCCCCAGGCCACCCAAGUUCCAGCGGCUCCUUUUCCUUCCUCGGCCGAGAGCGAGAGAGAGACUGUGGAGAGAGAGAGAGCAACUCUGCUUGUGUGUGCGUGUUGUGCGUGCGUUUCAAGUCGCUUUUAAGUAAAUUUGAUUGUGGAAGCUGGGACGGAAUAUCAUUAUACCGACGGGUGUACAAAUUUAAAGAUAUUUAUUGAGAUAUACGUAUUUAUAUAUAUGCGGAAAUAUAUGUAUAUGUAAAAGACUCAAGGAAGGAAAAAAAAAAAGAGGGAGAGAGAGACUAAUUAAAAACAGAUGGGAGAUUACCUGAGGAAAUGUGAGAGAUCAAUUGGAGAGAUGGCAGCAGCAGCGGCUACGGAAAUCGGCGGAGAAAUUAUCAAAAUGAGAGCCGUGGAGGAGGAGGAGGAGGUUACCAGCUCCAGUAAGAGACGUAAAGUCGACGAUUGUGAUGAGGCGCCUGAGCCGCAGCUAAAUUUGCCAGCCUAUACAGUUUCGGCUUCUGCUGCAAAUUCAACGACGACGUCCUCGGCGGCCAACGUCCAUGAGGAGAAAAUGAGAUCCACCGAUCUGAAGCACCAGGAUUCCGAAACUGAAAUUUCCACGCUCAUAAUCCGCCAAUUCAGAGAGACGAGUCCGUCAAGUGAGAUUUGCGGAGGAGACUCGGGGAUAGAGUUGAUGGAGUCUAUAUCGUCAACGACAACAAAGAAGGAGGAGUCUUCUCGGAGAAAUCGUCAGGAGUUGAAAACCAAAACUUGCAUGCCUUCAGCAGCGGAGAUCGAAGAGUUCUUCGCCGUGGCUGAAAAGCGACAGCAGAAACAAUUCGCGGAAAAGUACAACUAUGAUAUAGUGAAGGACGUGCCAUUGGAAGGCCGGUACGAGUGGGUACGUUUGAAGCCUUAAAUUGAUCAUCAGCUUGCAUGAUCCAACUGAAAUGGUGGAAAACGAGAGGACGCUGGGUUACUACUUACUAGGAGUAAUAUAUCAUAUAUGUUAACAUCACACGAGGACGCGCAGGGCCAUUGUCUGUCUUCUUUCUUCUUCCCUUUUGUUCUUUGGUUGGUAUUAUUAUUGGGACUUUUAUAACUGGUCUUUUAAUUAAUCAGCUAAUUAGUAGAUUAAUCAAUUGGCUAUUGUAUUGUAGGCCGGAUUUGGGGUUCAUAGAGUGGUGACAUAUAUGUGUACAGUAGGUUUCUAUCCUUAUGUAAAGAAGCUGGACUCCUUGAUCUUUCCUUUGCCUAUUGGAAUUGCACUGGUCCUCCUCUCUCAGACUGCUACUACUGAAACUAUUACUGCCGCUUUUGAAGAAGCUUCUUUUCCAA
Molecule: messenger RNA, 1708 nt
Organism: Coffea arabica (coffee)
Lineage: Eukaryota; Viridiplantae; Streptophyta; Magnoliopsida; Gentianales; Rubiaceae
Product: cyclin-dependent kinase inhibitor 7
Biological process (GO): negative regulation of cyclin-dependent protein serine/threonine kinase activity
Cellular component (GO): nucleus
Molecular function (GO): cyclin-dependent protein serine/threonine kinase inhibitor activity
Source: RefSeq, a predicted model, not a curated record